UUCGCAUUUAUUACUGAGUAAAAUUUCGGGAUGUUGAAUGUGAUUUGUCAUUUCUCGUUUCCAAAUGGAGUCGAUAUACCGAAAGAACUGCAUUUAUUGGUCGUAUCCAUUGGAUGAAGAUAUGCUUCAGUUGCUGAUCAUCGGAUAUGUCAUCUACGAGAUUAUUCGUUUAUCAAAUUUACCGGAUGCUGGAAGUUAUGCGCUACCACAGCCACAACCAUCACUUCCGGUUUUCCUUUUAAAUUUCGUCAAAACUGCUUUUACAUUCUUUCCUCGUAUCCGAACACUUUGA
Messenger RNA from Loa loa (African eye worm), 292 nucleotides. RefSeq lists its product as hypothetical. Lineage: Eukaryota; Metazoa; Nematoda; Chromadorea; Rhabditida; Onchocercidae. The transcript has 2 exons. The record is from RefSeq and is a predicted model, not a curated record. Bases 65 to 292 code for a protein of 75 amino acids.